AUGGCAGAACCUCCAAAUGGAGAAACAACAGUGGCUGAACAAGCUGCUGCAUUGGGUGAGCAAAAUGCACCAAAGACACCUGAGAAGAAAGAAAAUGAGUCAAGGAAGGAAGCCACAAAGAAAGCUACACCAAAGAAAGCCACUACACCAAAGGCAGCCACACCCAAGUCACAUGCUAAAAGUCCCAGCGCAGCAGAAAAGGCCACAGGACUCAAGAGGCCAGCAGCCAGUGGUAAGGCCAAGGCAGCUGCCAAGGUAAAGCCUACUACCAAGGUUAAAAAGGUACCAAAGUCACAAGCAAAGGCAAAGUCAACACCAAAGGCAGCACCCAAAGCAGCUGGCAGCAACAAGCCAAAGCAUACAGAUGAGCAGUCAGAGCAGGAGCAGAAGAAGGAACCCCCAAAAAAGAAAGGAAAGGAAACUUUGAAGGACCAAGCAAUGAAAUGGGUUGACAAUUUAGACAAGCCAGAAGAUGAAGAGAAGGACAAUACCACAGAGGCAAAGGCUGAAGAGAGAGACAGGCAGAAGGCACAAAAGUUUAGAAAGCUUGAGAAAGCAGGUGCUUUGCCUGCAGAAGUGAAGGAGGCCUUUGAUGCAGCUGAAAAAAGCCAAAACCCAAGAGCCAACAAAACUCAGCUCAUCAACAGCCUUUUCAGAAAAGAGGGCAACAACUUUGUGAUGGUUCCCAAAGACCCUGCCUUCAAAAGGGUUCAAAAGCUGUUGGAUGUGAAGUAUGGAAAGGAAGAGGCACAAAGUUUCCCCUGGUCCAUCAUGCUCUAUGACAAGUUUGGUGGCAACGAAAGUGCACUAGAGAAAGCUUUACAGUGUGGGGAUGUUGUUGUGACCAGCUACCAGGGAAAGGACUAUUAUAGCUACAACACUUUGAAGUCAGGCAGGAUGAAAAGUUUGGGUGAUGAAAGUGAAUUGAAUGAUGGCCAGCACAGCUUGGAUGAAAGCUCUCACCAAGUCAUUUCUGACUGGUUCAAGAGCUUGAAUGUUGGCUCACUGCAGCAGCAAGUGGAGGACUCAGCAGAAGCAGCAGGAGACACAGUUCUAGUUUUAACAAAGCCAAAGACUCAAGAAGUUGACUGGAACCAUGUUGAGAAGGUGUUGCAGUCAGCAAAGGCUGCUCAGGAAAAGUUGAUCAGGGAUGGCAUGAAGUUGAAGGAACAGGUGUUGGCAGCAAAGGAUCAGGACUUACUUGACACCUUCAAGGGCAGCCUCAAGGAUUUGCAGGACAAUGACAAGGAUUUGGACCACUGUUUGCUGUGGAAGGUCUGCUGGUUUGGUGUGGGGGAAUUACCUGGAGGCAAGAAAUGGGAUGUCGCGAGUGGAAAGGAUUGGAUGACAAACCUGGCCAAGCAAACCCAAAAGGCCAAUGAGAAGAUUGAAGGAGUGAAAACAACUCUCAAGGGACCAAGCACUUUGAGAGACCCAACACUUGGAAAGGGUAAGCACUUGGAGAGACCCAACACUUGGAGAGGCCCAGCACUUGGAGAAACCUACACUUUGAGAGACAAUGCCAUGGGUAGACUGGUGCCAGAUCCAUCAGUCUGUGUGCUGGACUUGCAGCAGGUUAUCAACCAAUUUUGCAAAGAGAAGGGCAGUCAUGACCUUUGGAGUUUGUUGGCACCAGAGCCAUCAAAAAAGGUUACCUGGAAAACAGCACCUGAUCCAGAGUGGUUGCACAAAAUAUCACCUUUUCUCAUCAAAUUGGUCUCAGUUGUGAAGAACCUUGUGGUUGCAUCAAAGAAGUUGAAGACAGCCAUGUUGGACCAAUACAUUCGUAUAGGAGCUGCACAGAUCAGAACACUGAAGAUCAACCAGGCAGACUUCAUUAGAGUUGCCAAGAAAUGUAGCCAAGAAGAAAAGAAAGCCAUUGAAGAAAUUUUGGAGCUGGAUGGAAAGCUUGAAAGUGAUGAGACCCGACCUGAUUCCCAAACACCACACCCUCCCAUGGCAAAGGCAGGUCAAGAGCCAAGCAGCAGCUCCACUGGAGCUUGUGGAAGCCCUGGUAAGGAUCUCUUUGGUGUUUCAAGCAACUUUUUCCAACAGUUUCACAGCCCAGAAAAAGCAAAAGAGACUACAAGUUGCACAGACCUGGUACUACAUGAAGGCAGCAAACCUUCCUAUAAAAGAAGCUUUGCUAAAAGCAACCUCACUUUGGAUGAAAAAAACGACACCAGUAGGCCUACCUUGAGGAGACAGCUGGCAAAGAGCAAUUUUGACUUGGACAGUCAGGAUUUGCAAACACUAGCACUGGCAUUCGAAUGCAAGAGCCACAAAGCAACCUCUGAUGUCAAUGAGCCUAAGGAGAUGAAGGCACCUGAUGAAACACAAGUAGCACCCAAGAAAAAGCGACCUGCCAAGUCAAAGUCCAAAAAGGCAGCAAAGGCCCCAGCACAGCCAGCCCCCAAAUGCAAAUCCAAAGCCAAAGCAAAGAAAAAGAAAUCUUCCAGAGGAAGCCCUUCUGGUGGAUAUAAAACUACAUUUCGCCACAGAAAGACCAGCAAUGCAUACCACCUAGCCAAGAAUAUGGCUUUGAGGGCUGGCAUUAGCCCAGAGAGUGCAAGGAUCAAAGGCAAAGCUGCAAGUGCCAAGGUUGUGCAACAGAUUGAACUUGGAACUCUCAAAGAGGGUUAG
Molecule: messenger RNA, 2643 nt
Organism: Cladocopium goreaui
Lineage: Eukaryota; Dinophyceae; Suessiales; Symbiodiniaceae
Source: the annotation of a GenBank genome assembly